Messenger RNA from Dalotia coriaria, 1911 nucleotides. Its product is annotated as transcription factor glial cells missing 2-like. Gene Ontology annotation, biological process: gliogenesis; regulation of transcription by RNA polymerase II. Gene Ontology annotation, molecular function: DNA-binding transcription activator activity, RNA polymerase II-specific; RNA polymerase II cis-regulatory region sequence-specific DNA binding. The transcript is spliced from 4 exons. NCBI's taxonomy places the organism in Eukaryota, Metazoa, Arthropoda, Insecta, Coleoptera, Staphylinidae. The coding region runs from base 150 to 1709 and encodes 519 amino acids. Gene Ontology annotation, cellular component: nucleus. The record is from RefSeq and is a predicted model, not a curated record.
GUUAGGGUGCAAGAACUCUAAGCACUCCAGCAAACACGGAAUUAAACGAAAUUUGAAAAAAGUGUCCAAUUGAAUAAUUACAGUGCCAGAAAGUGAAUUGUGUGCUUGCUUGGUUAAUAAAACGGAUAAAAACGUGGUUUUAAGAAGAUAUGGUCAUAUUGCAUACGCCAACAUCCCCGGGCAUGACGUGCCGGGUGUCUUCCUACGGCGCCGCCUCCGAAUGGGACAUCAACGACAGCGCGAUCCCGCGCAUCAGCGAAUAUGACCCUUUCUCGGAGUGGGCCGAUGGCCACUGUCGGCUGGUGUAUCGCGCGGAUUCUGAGGAGGCAAAGCGACACGCGAGUGGCUGGGCGAUGCGCAACACCAACAAUCAUAACGUGCAUAUUUUGAAAAAAAGUUGUCUUGGGGUUUUGGUUUGUUCUAUGAGAUGCACCCUACCGAAUGGUGAUACUGUUCAUUUGAGACCUGCUAUUUGUGAUAAAGCACGCAAAAAACAACAAGGUAAACCAUGUCCAAAUCGUCAGUGUACAGGCAGAUUAGAAAUACUAGCCUGUCGAGGGCAUUGUGGUUACCCAGUGACGCAUUUCUGGAGACAUACCGAGCAUGCGAUUUUUUUCCAAGCGAAAGGAGUGCAUGACCAUCCGCGGCCGGAAGCAAAGAGCACAUCAGAGGCGCGUCGCAGCAUCGGCAGUGGGAGGCGAGUGAGAGGCCUGGCUGUUCUACUAGCGCGAGAAUCCUCAAUGACUAACAAGUUUCUUUCCAAGCGUCAAUAUAAAUCGCACCUUGCCGCCCCGCCGCCCCCACCACUGAUAGCAGACGCCGAGAAAUCCUAUUGCUCCUGCCCGCCGUUUGAAUGCGUGUGUAGUAUUCACACAACAACGCCCCUCCAGUAUUCCCCCGGUGCUUCAACUUCCGCCUCCGCAACAACCGCCCCCUACCACCACCAGCAACAAAUUCUCGAUUCGUAUUGGACGCAAGAACCGCCACAAGCACAAUCCUACCCGACCGAAGUGGCGGCUAUGCCCCCGACGCAAUCCUAUGAUUUUACUCUACCAUUAAACAUCCCAGGUGAUCUCUUUCAACCCGAGGAGAUCUUCCAGUUGGAUCAACCCAUAAAGAAUGAAUUCACUAAUGUGGUCCCUAAUGUCAAUACAACUAGUCAAUCACCACCUACUCUACUUGACCUUGGAAGUGGGACCAUCCAUCGUGAAUACAAAGCGGAAUACUGGACGCAAACCAAUGUCAAUACCAAUGACGAUAGCAACUCAAGCAGUCGAUUUAAUUUCAACGCUUCCCCCGAUACAAUCAUGAGUAACAAUAAUAACACCCUGUGUUCUUCAUCGUUUGAUGCCAAAACCCACCAGGAGGAGUUUUUUUACCAACAGCAAAUAAAUACACAAAACCAAGUUGGUUUUGUUGCUGAUUUAGGCGAAGGGAAGAUGUAUUAUGAUGAUUUGCACUACGAGUACGGUAAUAAGUAUAAACUGUGUCAAUAUGAGCAAGGACAACGGUUUCCAUCCGCUGGUGCGCAUGCGCCAAGUCAAAACAAUGAGUAUAUUGAUUAUACUUGUCUGCUGAGUAGUAAUGGUUAUGAAAAAAUGCAAAUGGCCGACGGGAUGUUCGAAGAUGUGCAUAACCUCAACGGAUUCAAAAUGGCGCACGGAUACAAUUGCAACAAUGAGUUCGAGCACAUCAUGUUGAACAAUUAAACAAUUACUAACGGGAUAUCAAUUAUUCAAGUUUUCUGUUUUCUUAAACGUGUGCCUUUUUUGAUUACUUAUCAAAUUUAUUAAGUCAAUUAUAUCUAACAAACGAUUAGUGUAUAUUUUCUUAGUGUAAAUUGUGUUUGUUACUUAUUUCCGCAUUAGAAUACUUAUUACGUUUGACGGUCGAUGGGCAUUUUUAACGUUU